AGACUAGACAACAAUCUAUAUACAUUAAGGGUUAUACUUGAAAGAAGGAAACAACGUUCCGAAAGAGCAACAUAUCUUAACCUAGUACAAUUUUUAGAAAAACGUUGGAAACCAUUAUCAUAUACAAGGAUUUAAUAGAUAUUCAACAAAAUCAUGCCUACACUUCCGCCAGGAUUAGCCUCUAGCUCAACGUCACUGCUGGAACCAUGGGACGAAAUGAGUAAGUUUGGUUUGAAGGGCCUUUCUUCACUCACCAAUAUGGAACAAAAUGAUCAAACUUCGUUUGCUAUCGGUCAGGAUAUAAAUUUAUUAGGAUUAGACCUAUCAAAAGACUCAAAAAUCUUACAGAACUUGCCCUCCCCGUGGGCUGAAACUUCUCGUUCAGAGGUGGAACCUUAUUAUUCAUUGCCUGCCUCUAUUCGUGCGGAAAACAUCAUACCAACACCUGAACCAUGUGAUAAUAAAAUCCAAUCAUUUUCCGAUGAAACGCUAUUCUACAUCUUCUACAUGAAGCCAAGAGAUACAUUGCAGGAGUAUGCUGCCCGAGAGCUCGUGGCAAGAAACUGGAGAUAUCAUAAGGACAUCCAAGUGUGGCUCACAAAGGAUAGUAAUGUUGAGCCUGUAUUAAUAAGUCAAGAUGUGGAAAAGGGUGUAUAUAUCUUCUUCGAUCCACACAACUGGGAGAAGAUCAAGAAGGAAUUUGUGCUACAUUAUUCAUCCGUUCAAGCUUAG
Messenger RNA from [Candida] anglica, 732 nucleotides. The record is from the annotation of a GenBank genome assembly. NCBI's taxonomy places the organism in Eukaryota, Fungi, Ascomycota, Pichiomycetes, Serinales, Debaryomycetaceae.